Helobdella robusta is the source of this 342-nucleotide messenger RNA. RefSeq lists its product as hypothetical. The record is from RefSeq and is a predicted model, not a curated record. NCBI's taxonomy places the organism in Eukaryota, Metazoa, Annelida, Clitellata, Rhynchobdellida, Glossiphoniidae. The transcript has 2 exons. The coding region runs from base 1 to 342 and encodes 113 amino acids.
AUGGAAAACCAAUUCCUACAACAAAACGUUAAAGGGGACGAAAAUUCAGCUGGAUCAUCCUGUCAGGAACGGGAUAUAUUAUUAGGAUUCGGCGGCGGGGGUGGGGGCAAAACUUCAAGUUUACCUCAGCAGCAAUCGAAUGCCAAAAGACAUCCAUGCAAAAUGACGUUACAGGGUAAGGUCUACAACUUCCUGGAGAGGCCGACAGGAUGGAAGUGCUUCGCUUACCAUUUCACAGUAAUAACACUGCUUGGUGGAAGUUUAAAACAUACCGGUCCCGGAAUCUGGCAGAAACUUCCUGUUGAUAUAAAGACUACAAAUUAUUUAAUUAGAAUCAUGUAA